GGCCAAUAGCGUUGAGAUUCGUGGGGUUAAGUAAAAGAGGGGUAACAGAAGACGAUCAGCUGUUUUUCGCACUUGCUUGCUACGAGGAAUUGCUCUGAACACUUGGUUUUGUCCACAGCCAUGGCAACGGCCCAGACGGUGUUCACACUUGCGGUGUGCAUCUUGAUGAUCACAGAGUUGAUCCUGGCAGAAAAGGACUACUAUGAAAUCCUGGGUGUGCCAAAAGACGCUACUGAGCGGCAGAUAAAAAAGGCAUUCCACAUGCUCGCCAUGAAGUUCCACCCAGACAGGAACAAGAGUCCCAACGCCGAAGCAAAGUUCAGAGAAAUAGCAGAAGCAUAUGAAACGCUAUCUGAUGACAAGCGGAGACAGGAGUACGAUCUGAUGGGGCGGCAAGCAACGUUUGAGGGAAUGAGGGGUAGAGGAGGACGCGGCCAGCAUGUCCACCAGCCGUUCGACUUCGACGACCUGUUCAGAGACUUUGAUGUGUUCGGCCAGCACCAGCACUUUCAUCAACAGCACUCCCACCAGAAGAGGAACCAGUUUGAGAACCAUUUUGAGAAGCACUUCCAGAGCCAGCAGAGGGAGGCCCAGAACCGCCACAGGCACCACUUCCAGAACUCCUUCGGAGGAGGAGGAGGAGGACUCUUUGACGAUGUCUUUGAGGACAUGGAGAGGAUGUUCUCGUUCGACAUGCCCAGGGCUGAUGGCGGGUUUCACCGGUCCACAAAACAGCACUGCAGAACUGUAACUCAGAGGAGAGGGAACAUGGUGACCACCUACACGGACUGCUCCUAAAGCCUCUCAUGACUGUAAAAGGUUCCGACCCUGCUCUAGUGCCGAACCGUGUGUGUGUGUGCGCGUGCGUGUGUGUGUGUGUGUGUGUGUGUGUGUGUGUGCGUGCGUGCAUAAAGCCAUAAGCCUUCAUAAAGCUAUGUAUCGUAAUUUAAUUAUUCAGUUUUCGGAUUCAAAUAUUACUGCUCUUUGAGGACAAAUGUAUGUCGAGCCAAUGUUGAAUGUCACCACAUGAGAGAAUUACCUUCUGUACGGCACAGAGCUUUGAAUUCAGGGUAAUUUGCUUUAUAACCAAACAGCAAGUGGAAAGGUUAUUUGCAUCACAUUAGAGUUUGAUAGAUGUGUUCUUGACCUUUUUUUUUAUUUUUAUUUUUAAACUUUCAUUAUUUUGCCAAAGGUUUGGGAGGCCUUUAAAAACCUGCACAAAGGAAGAGGCAUAAUAUCAGCAUGGCAUGUGCUUACACGUUAGGUCCAUGUACAUCACCAGUGUGGACCCUCAUGGAGAAAAAUAUAAUUUAUCUCCGCAUUAAUGUCGCUGAAUGUCAUCCCAAACACGCACACAAAAUGCAUCCUCCUCUUUUGCCUCCACUGAAGUGAAUUUCCAAUUUUGUGCAAUAACUAUCACAUGCUUUCAUAGCAUUUUUUAUAGACCAGUGAAUAUUUUUUUAAAUUUGGAGUACUAAAAAAACGUUCCCAUCUUGUUUGGAACAAUGUUUAAUUUUGUAAGACAUAUUUUUUUUUUUUCUUGAUUGUCAUCAAAUCAGUGGCUAUUUGAUCUAAUUUGUCUGGUGAGCCUUUAACUUGUUGUUUUGGUGACCAAAGGAAACAACAGAUUGUAUGCUUUCACCUCCUCUUAAUCUCUUAAGACAUUCAAUGUCCAUUGAAGCGUAUGGUACAAAGCAAUAGGAAAAACAACUUUUGAAAUCGUUUUGUAAUCAUGUUUAGCAAGUGAGCGCUCGAGUUCAAUUUUACAACCAUGCCACGGUUUCCUUCUUGAGCUUGUGUCAACGACCCUACGACAUCACCAACUGUUACCUCAAACCAAGCUCACCAGAGCUAGCCUCAGCUCACUAAUCAUGUGCAAUAUUUGUCGCUAGCACUUUGACGAUGUCUUCUCUUUAUGUUCAUUUGUUCUUGUUGUUUUGUUCUGUUAUUAUGUUAUUGUCUUUUUGCGUUUGCUGCCUGUUUUUAAACUAUGAACCUUGCACUUUUUGUGCUUCCAUCAUUUGGUGAUUUUCAAAUUCCACAGUAAGUUGUUUUGUUUCAGAACGUAUGGAUGGGGUUUAUCUGAAAUGCAAGAUUAAACAAGUUUGGCAUUUCA
Molecule: messenger RNA, 2116 nt
Organism: Alosa alosa (allis shad)
Lineage: Eukaryota; Metazoa; Chordata; Actinopteri; Clupeiformes; Clupeidae
Gene: dnajb9b
Product: DnaJ heat shock protein family (Hsp40) member B9b
Exons: 3
Coding region: 121-798 (225 amino acids)
Cellular component (GO): endoplasmic reticulum
Molecular function (GO): protein-folding chaperone binding; misfolded protein binding
Source: RefSeq, a predicted model, not a curated record